CUCCACCAAUGGGUUACAAAAUACCCCGUGCAAGCGAUAAAAAACUCUGGGUUAAUAAAAUAUAUUUCUACUUACGUGAAACAAUUGUAUGAACUCACGAUGCACGUGAUGAUACCUCGCAUCGGACUCGUUGUUCAGCCAAAUGAUAAUUUGGACUGGCUAUUGUUGGCGCGGAUAUCGAGUCGAGUUACCGUGGCAUUGACCCAGUUAAUUUUACCCCGCGAUGCAGUAAUAGCCUUUCCGUGUCAACCCAGAAAAGCUCGCAGCAGUGGUCGUGCAACGAUGAGGAGAAAUGGAUCAGCAUGAGAGGGAUUUGAUUGAAGAAAUGAGGGAAAAGAGAAUUCUCCAUUGGAAUUUUCGGGGUAUAACGAAUCUUCCGAUUGCGUUGAGAGACUGGGGAAGUGAAGUUGAGGAGUUGUACUUGAAGGAGAAUCAGAUAACUGUGAUACCUAGUUGGAUUUAUCAAUUGACAAAUUUAACGAAUUUGUAUUUGUCUGGGAAUAAGUUGAAACAUUUGCCUGAGGAGUUUGGGAUAAUGGGACGAUUGAAAGUCCUGGACUUGAGUGAUAAUGACUUGAGGAUUGUCCCUGAGGGGGUGACGAGAUUGAAGACUCUGAGGGAAUUGAUUCUUGAUGACAAUUCGUUGAGUCAACUGCCUUUAGAUAUCGAGAAUUUCGACGAGUUGGAGAAACUCUCGUUGUGUGGGAAUAAUUUUGUUACCCUCCCAGAGUGGCUGGGGUCAUUGAACAAACUUCAGAAUUUGUUGGUAGAUAAUAAUUGCCUGGAGGAAUUACCGAAUCGUUUGACGCUGGCUCCGUCACUCGAACUCGUUUCUGUUUGUUCAAACAGAUUGAAACACUUACCCCUGAACUCCUUCAUGUCUCCCACGAUGAUCUACUUCAAUUGCAAUCCAAACAUGAACUACAUCAGCUACCCCCUUCUCUGUCAAUUCCUGGAGAUGGGAUGGGACGAUGGGAAAAGUUGUUUUUCCGCGAAUUUAAAUGUCACGGAGAUGAGGCCCAAUCAUAGAAUUCGACUACACGUCGAUUUGAGUUCAGAGAAGGAGAACUCCAAUGGGACUGCAAUCGUUAGAUUACCAAGACAAUUAAUCAGAGUCUUUAGUGUGGAGAAUAAAGAGCCAGUGUCGUUGUGGGAAUUGUCGUUGAGAACAUUGUUCGAAAAUAAUUAUGAAAUCUAUCUCAACAGCUCGAUCUGCCCUGAACCCGCCAUCUUCCACAAUGUGUUAUUCAACGGUCCAAUAAGCAUCUGCUUAAGCAAUCAGUGCCACCAGCCAAUCUUCACAGAAGCCUGGGUGACUGUCGGCACCAGUGAGGAGGUGGCCCUCCUCAUAGUUCUCCUCUUCUGCUCUCAAAAGUGCGCCCAAACCUUCGACUUUGUCUCACAUGGGAUCAAAGUCCUCACCUGGCGUUGUUAAUUAAGAUCAAAUAAAAUGAGAAAAUUAUCCUCGUUGACAUAAACUGAUGUAUUCCAGAAAUCAAGAGAAAUUAUAUUUUCUUAGAGAAUAUUUUCAUUAAUUUAAGAACAAAACAAAUUGUUAUAAAUGUCUAGAUCGUUGAUUUUUAGAUGUUUAGGAAUUUAUUUAUAUACAAGAUUGUCACCAAAAUGUACAAAUGCAAAGCGAUGUUAUCGUAUUAGCCUUUGAGACUAAUCAACUUAUGUAUUUAUUGAAAUUGUUGAGGAAAUCAUUGUCCUUCCAUGUUCAAGCGAAUUCAAUAAAUUAUAGCAAACUCGA
Diachasma alloeum is the source of this 1753-nucleotide messenger RNA. Its product is annotated as leucine-rich repeat-containing protein 28. The transcript has 6 exons. Gene Ontology annotation, molecular function: protein binding. The record is from RefSeq and is a predicted model, not a curated record. NCBI's taxonomy places the organism in Eukaryota, Metazoa, Arthropoda, Insecta, Hymenoptera, Braconidae. Bases 293 to 1435 code for a protein of 380 amino acids.